Molecule: messenger RNA, 2261 nt
Organism: Spirometra erinaceieuropaei
Lineage: Eukaryota; Metazoa; Platyhelminthes; Cestoda; Diphyllobothriidea; Diphyllobothriidae
Source: the annotation of a GenBank genome assembly
AUGCGCGAGCCCGUUUACGAUUUCGGUAUAAAUUCACCAGGACCUCCAAUACUGUUCGGAGUGAUGGGCAGACAAGAAUUCCUUCUGCUGCUACUGCUAUUGUUCUGCACCAAAUACAGCCAGGGCGGUAAGUUUUUCACUGCCUUGGACUUUCGAAUACCGUGAAAACGCCAGAUAUGUUACAUGCGUUAUAGGAAUAUUCUUUUACUUGGAUGCAAGUGCAAAAGGGACUCUUUUGUUCCAAAGUUAUUUGAGAAAUGUUGUAUGCCUUUAACUGCUGGACUGUCGAAAUGCAAAAAAGUAUAAAAUUUCGUGCAUAGUGAUUGUUCUUUUUAUAAAGAAUUGACGGGAAUUGACUUCGUUUGAGAAACCCACGGUCAUGUAGUUGUUCUUUCAUGUGAAGCAGACCGAUGAUUAUGUAGACUUGCAUCUGAUUUAAGAAAGCACCAAACCCAAAACGCGGUCAAAUGUCAAUGAAAUGUUAGAGACGAAUUCUUUGUACAUAACACAAAAAGAACUACGCAUGUAUUUUGCAACUUUUAUCAAAUCAACCUAAAUGAAACUGUGUCAACUUACUUUCACAAUGUAGUAGAUAAAGGAUACAGAAGGUCAGUUAUUGUUAUUUUGAACAUAAACGGGUAAAAAGACUGUUUCUCAGUAAUCUGACACUUGCUCUAAAUUUAGCUAUUUUUAUAGAAUGUGAUUGCUUGUUCCAUGCUCUGUCGUUUUUAACUUGUCAAUUAUAAGUACUUGCAUAUUUUUUAUUUUGAGCAGCGAAACACUCCUACGACCUUUGCCUAGAGGGCACGGAACAAUGCACGCGGAUUCAAUACCAGAAAACGGAUCAGUCAAAAGGUGCUGCUUGUCGGAAUGAAUGUGCGGCUGGACCCCGUACGUUUUCGCCCUCCGUCUCUCAUAGCUUCCACAUCCCCUGCAUUGCAAACUUAACACGUCUAUGUUGUCUUCUUUCUAGUCGAAAACGGAACUGAGAUAUGGGCCACAUACCGUGAACUUGAUGGCGAUUCUCCUGUGAAAUACAAGGUGGUUGGACCCCCUGAUCACCCGGAAAGUUUCACACGUCAUAUCCAAUGUGUUCAGAUUUGCGAACUUGUCGCUAAUAGUAAGUGCCUAACCCGUUGAUCUUUUGUUCCCUUGCCUCAUCUGCUUGUUUUAAGUUGUCUUUCAUAAAUAAGCGCUACUUUUGACACGGAUUUGGUCAUGACUUGCUUUCUAGGUUUAGCAAAAAGGGAUAACACGAUUAACAUGUGUAUAUGCAGAGAUCGAGAAUGUGGUUUCUUCCACAAAUGGAAUGGCAGCUUUGACAGCUUCAAGGACUGCUGGUCUGAAUGCAGCGGAUGGGGAGACCGUAAGUUUCUUUAUGAAUAUUUCCCCUUUCCACUUACGUCCAUGUGAAAAUCACUACUUCCAUUUUUUUCUUUCAGCCGAAAAAUCCGUUAUCGAACAGAGCUAUGUCUGCAGCUCACAAGGUGACUGCCAUGAGUUCUACGCAUACCAGGAGUCGGAAAACGUUAACUAUUUUUCCGACCUUGUAAUGUGCAUCGACCUUUGCGAAAGGAGAAAGGGUAGGUCGGAAAAAGCAUUUUUGUUCGACAUUCGACUUGGUUUGACCUCCUAACUCCCACUUGUCUUCUUACACAAGGUCUGCAGUAUACAUGCGACCCUACACGUAGGACAUGCGUGCCUUGCUGGCCCUCUGAGAGAGGCUGCUCGAACCGUUACAGUUGUUCAAGACGGUGCUGAACAUGCGAGGCAAGUACUUCAUCCAAAUGAAUUAUGACUGUGGAGAACGGAACAAGUGGUUGUGCUGAACUUUCAGCAAAGCUUAACUAUUUGUAUGUUCAGUAAGAUUCAGUUUCCGCAUAUUAUCAGACUACCUGGAAAACUAAUGCUCAAACUCCAAUAUAUAGCAACCACGUACUCCUUUAGCAGCGAAAUAUCUAAUAAAUGUAUUGUUCCACGUUGAUUGAACGAUGACGAAUUUCUUUUAAAAACUGUUUUGGAACUGAGCUUUAUCUGAAAGAUUCAGCAGAAGACAGUCUGCUGAACCAUUAAUUGCAGUAACAAUUUGAAAAGCCGUGACGGUUGUAACGACGUUUGCUUGCCAGCAAUCUAGUAAAUCGGUGUAGUUUUACCUUCUGCUUCUGUAUAUAUGUGCGUCAAAAGUUGACUUUAAAUCAGACAUGCUUUUCACUUUAUCUAUUAACAGCAACAAUAUAUUCAGCGGGACAAUGAACUGGUGA